Molecule: messenger RNA, 1068 nt
Organism: Lathyrus sativus (Indian pea)
Lineage: Eukaryota; Viridiplantae; Streptophyta; Magnoliopsida; Fabales; Fabaceae
Source: the annotation of a GenBank genome assembly
AUGUCUUUGUUAAGUCCUUUCACUUCUUUUAUUUUAGCUUUAGGUGUUUGUUUUGUCAUUUCCACAUGCCACUAUGGUGUUAAUGCUAAUGAGAUCACAUCAAAACUAGUAAUUGAUGCUGGUUCUGGAAGGCUUAUUCCAGAUACAUUUUUUGGAGCAUUUUUUGAAGAGAUUAAUCAUGCGGGAGCUGGAGGAUUGUGGGCAGAACUUGUGAAUAAUAGAGGUUUUGAAGCUGAAGGUUCCAUUAAUGGGAACUCGAAUAUUCAUCCAUGGACAAUUAUUGGAGAAAAUCAAUCAUCCGUUAUUGUAUCAACAGAAAGUUCUUCUUGUUUUGAGCGUAAUAAAAUUGCAUUACGUAUGGAUGUUCUUUGUCAUAAAAAAUCUUGUCCACGUGGUGGUGUUGGUAUUUCCAAUCCUGGUUUUUGGGGAAUGAAUAUCGAGGAAGGGAAGAAAUAUAAAGUAGUGUUCUAUGUUAGAUCACUUGGUCGAAUUAAUUUACAAGUUUCAUUUGUUGGAUCUGAUAAUGGUGUCAAAUUAGCUUCAACUAAAAUAAGAGCUUUUGGAGUUAAUGUUACAAAGUGGAGUAAGAUGGAAAUAAUUCUUGAAGCCAAAAGUACUAAUCACAAUUCGAAUCUACAAAUAACAACAAACAAAAAAGGAGUAUUAUGGUUAGAUCAAGUCUCAGUCAUGCCUUUAGAUACAUAUAAGGGUCAUGGUUUUCGAAAUGAUCUUUUUCAAAUGGUGGCAGAUUUAAAGCCAAAAACUUUUAGGUUCCCAGGUGGUUUUUAUGUUGAAGGAGAUUACCUAAAAUAUGCAUUUAGGUGGAAAGAUACAGUUGGACCAUGGGAAGAGAGACCUGGCCACUACAAUGAUAAUUGGAAGUAUUGGACCGAUGAUGGAUUUGGUUAUUUUGAAGGGCUUCAAUUAUCAGAGGAUCUUGGUGCAUAUCCAGUAUGGGUGUUUAAUAAUGGUAUUAGUCAUCAUGAUGAAAUUAAUACGUCUGCAAUUUCACCAUUUGUACAAGAAGCUCUGGAUGGUAUUGAGUUUGCUAGAGGUUCUCCAGAAUAA